UAAUUUCUCUAUUUCUCACAAAUUAAAACAAAAAAAGAAGGAGUCCUUCAAUUUCAAGUUGAUCCCAGCUUCCAACAGAUAUGGCUGCUACAAAAUUGAUCAACACCAAAGAACCAGUGUGUGUAACUGGUGCCAACGGUUUCAUCGGCUCAUGGGUAAUCAAGACCCUUUUAGACCAAGGCUACACCACAGUGCACGCUUCCAUUUUCCCGGGCUCUGACCCAUCUCACCUCUUUUCACUUCCUGGUGCCGCCGGCGACCGGUUGGUGGUGCACGAGGCCGAUCUUUUGGAUGCUGAAGCAAUGCGCAAAGCCAUUGAGGGAUGUGCCGGCGGGGGUGUUUUCCACGUGGCAUCUCCAUGCACACUUGAGGACCCGGUGGACCCGCAAAAGGAGCUGGUGGACCCGGCUGUUAAGGGUACUUUGAACGUACUGGCGGCGGCCAAAAUGUACAACGUGAGGAGGGUGGUGCUUACAUCGUCGAUUUCGGCUAUGGUGCCUAAUCCGGGAUGGCCCGGGAACAAGGUUUUUGAUGAGUCUUCUUGGACUGAUCUUGACUACUGCAUUGCUCGUCAGAAAUGGUACCCCGUGUCAAAGACACUAGCUGAAAAAGCUGCAUGGGAAUUUGCAGAGAUGAACAAAUUGGAUGUAGUUGCAAUCCUCCCAGGAACAUGUCUUGGCCAACUUCUGCAACCUUGUUUAAAUGCAAGCUGUGAUGAGCUGAAUUAG
Messenger RNA from Coffea arabica (coffee), 728 nucleotides. The record is from RefSeq and is a predicted model, not a curated record. NCBI's taxonomy places the organism in Eukaryota, Viridiplantae, Streptophyta, Magnoliopsida, Gentianales, Rubiaceae.